Fusarium subglutinans is the source of this 960-nucleotide messenger RNA. Its product is annotated as transaldolase. Gene Ontology annotation, molecular function: transaldolase activity. NCBI's taxonomy places the organism in Eukaryota, Fungi, Ascomycota, Sordariomycetes, Hypocreales, Nectriaceae. The transcript has 6 exons. Gene Ontology annotation, cellular component: intracellular anatomical structure. Gene Ontology annotation, biological process: carbohydrate metabolic process; pentose-phosphate shunt, non-oxidative branch. Bases 1 to 960 code for a protein of 319 amino acids. The record is from RefSeq and is a predicted model, not a curated record.
AUGACGACAUUGUUGGACGCUCUUCGCCAGACCAGUCAAGUUGACUGCGAUACUCUUGAUUCGAAUGUCGCUCAUGAGUUGGGUCCCUUUGUGGAUUGCACAUCUAACCAGGCAAUCGCAUUCUCGGAGAUCUCGAGACCGCUUGCUGGUGAACCCCUUUUGCAUCACGAUGCUCUGGUAAAAGAGGCCAUUCAAAGUGCCCGUGGGGCACUGAAAGAGUUCCAAGGUUCCGCGACGUUUGAGGAGUUUGUUGUACAGAUCUUGACCAACCCAAAGCUGUCCUACUCAACCGACGGCACCAUUAGUGACGCCUAUCGUAUCGUGAAUAUCUUUAAACACCUGGCGCCGGACUUCGACGAGAAGAGGGUGUGCAUCAAGAUCCCCGCAACCUGGGAAGGUCUCCAGGCAUGUCGAACUCUUGAGAUGAAAGGAAUCGCCACUCUUGCGACCACCAUGUUUUGCAUGGAGCAAGCGGCGUUGGCUGCCGAGGCCCAGUGUACCUACAUUGCGCCAUAUGUCAAUGAGCUCAAGGUUCAUUUCGAAGCUGGCUACGUUGACGAAAACAAAGCCUUUGAGUUUUGUCGCGAAGCACAAGCCUACUACAUUAACCAUUCAUUCCGCACGCAAUUAUUGGCGGCAUCACUCACAUCUGUGGAUGAAGUGAUGCAGCUUGCCGGAAUUCAACAUGUGACGAUUUCACCGAAUUUGCUCAAUGGCCUCGCUUCGACUCAAUUGUCGACCUGGAAUGGCAAACUUGGCGAAUACUUUGCGCAAGGCCCCACAAACAAGAGCUGGGAAACGAAAGACUACAAUGCCCUGGUUAGGGAUGAAAGCUCAUGGAGAAUGGCUUUCACCAGAAGUGGCUUUGGUACGAGUGAAGGUAAGAUUAUCCAGGCCAUCAACUACUUCGCCGACUUCCAAGACAAGCUUGAGGAACUUGUGAAGCAGCAUGCUGGAUGA